GGUAAAUCAUCAAAAUUUAGUUACGUAUUGUUUAUUUACUUAACUUUAAAAUGCUUAGAAUUAAAUAUGAUGCAUCAGAGCGCGUUUGCUGGUUAUUUCGAUAUUUAUUGUGAAAAUGCGACAAAAGUCUGUGUUCUGCAUUCAUAUAUUGGACGCAAUGAAAUGUAAAAGCUCGAAGCUGGAACGUAUUAAUGUUUUUAAGUUCGAUGGUUCACAAAAUGAAAUGCUCAGUAAUUUUUAAUUGAUAAAAGACGAUGGAUUCUCCUAUGCAAGAAACUGUUUAUGGGACUAAUUCGGACGAUAGUCAUGUGAUGUCCGAGAAGGUGCAGAGCUUGGCAUCGAAUAUAUAUCAAGAAUUGGAACGCAUGAUAGAGAAAUAUGACGAAGAUGUGGUCAAGGAACUCAUGCCCCUGGUCGUCAAUGUCCUCGAGAGCCUCGAUUCAGCCGUCAUGGAUAACCAGGAGCAUGAGGUAGAAUUGGAAUUGCUCAGGGAGGAUAAUGAACAACUUGUCACGCAAUAUGAGAGAGAAAAGCAGUUACGAAAGAGCUCCGAGCAGAGGUUACUUGAAAUUGAAUAUUCCACUGAUGAUGACCGUCGAGAUUUGCUGGCAAAAGUUGAAAGUUUGGAGUCGAUUGUUCGCAUGCUCGAGCUUAAGACCAAAAAUACAUCUGAUCAUGCUACUCGACUAGAAGAGAAGGAUGCAGAAAUGAAAAAGGAAUAUGCUACUCUCCAUGAAAGAUACACAGAAUUGUUCAAAACCCAUAUGGAUUACAUGGAAAGAACUAAGAUACUUUUUGGAUCUGAGAAGUUAGAAUCACUGAAUAAUAAAGCAAGACCACUUCAUAUCUCUCAAAUAAAGUCGGACAUACCAUCCUAUACUUCUCCACAAGAAAUGGUGACAAAAAUGACAAGUAGUCCAACUGAUGUCCCAUCCUUAAUAUCUCCAAAUCAGAGUUCAGAUUCUAAUGCAAGUCUUAAGAGUGAAAUUCAGGAGGCAUAUGCAUCUACUGCUACAAGUCCCAGGAGAAAAGGUAGCUCAAAAAAUAAAGACAAGAUGAUGAGUGAAAAAGGACAACUUACAGAUCAAGUAGCUUUAAGUGACCGAAGCACUGGAACAAGAGAUGGUUGGGUGGAUGAUUUGGAUGCCAACUUGCAUGAUGCGACUGUGGAAACACCUGAAAUGGAUGAAGUAGAAGAGUUGGAUGGAUUCAGCUUCGACCUAGAAAACAGUGCUCUUCAAAAAGAAAGGCGUCGGCCAAAUACCCUGUAUCAAGAGUUAAGUUUCCAAGACAAUGAUGCUCUUGGGGAAAUUGAUGAAGGUGCUGAUAUCUCUGUUUCUGGAGGAUUUACUCACUCUGGGGGAUAUGCAUCAUCUGAAAGUGAAGGGGAGAGUGAACGGGACCAUAAGGUUAACGACAAUUUCUUUGGUAUGGGAAAAGAAGUAGAAAAUCUUAUUUCAGAAAACAAUGAACUAUUGGCGACAAAGAAUGCUCUUAAUGUAGUUAAAGAUGAUCUAAUUGCUAAAGUGGAUGAGUUAACCAGUGAACAAGAAAUUUUAAGAGAAGAAUUGAAGCAAUUUUCUGCUGUAAAAGAAAAGCUUAAGAAGAGAGUUGCUGAACUUGAAGAAGAGCUCAAAAAGUCAAAAGAGGCAGCAGAAAAAGCAAAAUCUGGGAAAUCUGAUGAUGAGGAGGAGCUUCCAAUGGCUCAAAGGAAACGUUUCACUCGAGUUGAAAUGGCCAGAGUUUUGAUGGAAAGAAAUCAAUACAAAGAACGUCUCAUGGAACUACAAGAAGCUGUGCGAUGGACAGAAAUGAUUCGUGCUUCACGUAGCGACUCGUCUUUGGACACAAAAAGGAACAAAUCAUCUAUAUGGAAAUUCUUCAGCAAUUUAUUCAAUGCAAAUGAGAAACCAGCCAGGAAAGCAAACCCAUAUGUGAAUGUCCACUAUAACGCACCAACAACCAGUUCAGGGCCAGCUUUGGAUACCAUGCGAAAGAAACGUCUGGGUGACAGACAUAGAGGCCUUGAUAUAUUAGAUAGUGAUGUAGUAUCUGAAAAGUUGCAGCAGCAAAGAGCUAGAGAACGUAGAGAACAGUAUAAACAGGUGCGAGCGCAUGUGAGGAAGGAAGAUGGCCGGUUACAAGCUUAUGGAUGGAGUCUUCCCUCAAAAAUAAGUGCACCUGCCAAAGCUGCUGAAGCAGAUAGUGGUAUGAGGAUCAAGCCAAAUGUAUCAUCUGUGCCUGUGCCGGUCCCUGUUUUUUGUCGACCUUUACUUGAAAAAGAAAGUGGGAUGAAGGUGUGGUGUGCAGCUGGUGUUGAUUUAUCUGGUGGUUCAUCUGAACCUGAAAAUGUGGAUGUUUCUGCAAUUGGGUCCAGUAAGUUUUACGUCAGCUCUCCUGAGCCAGGUGAUGAAGUAGCCAAACUAAAUAAUGAGCUAAAAGAUUACAUCAAACAUCGUAAAGAGCAAAGUGGAAUGGAGAGAAAUCUUUCAUCAUUUGUAUGGAUUUGUACAAGUACUCAUACUACCAGUAAAGUAACUGUUAUUGAUGCAAAUAAUCCAGCUGUUAUUUUGGAUUCUUUUCAAGUGUGCAGUUCUCACUUGUUAUGCAUAGCUAGUAUUCCAGGCACAAAGUCUACAGAUUAUGCUGCAGAUGAGGAAUUUUUAAGUCUCGGUAGCAGAGAAUCUGUAUCAGAAGGUGAUAUAGAGAGCAAGAAAGUUGGUGAUCUCCUCUAUGUAAAUGUAAACAACGAAAAUAUUUCUGACUCAUCAGCAUCAACACCUGUAAAUAAUGAUAGUUUAAGAGACACUGCUCAAAAUUUUUCUUUUGAAGAAAUUAAUGACUCAGAUGAAGCUUCACACCAAAUAUCAUCCUCUUUUGCACAAAAAGACUCUCAUGGACCUGAACUUAAAUCAGAUGGCUCCCAAGAUGAAUCGUCACAAUCUCUAUCUGACAAUCAACCUAAACAAGAAACCAAAGAAAAAAUGUCCACAGUCUUGCCCACUAUGUGGCUUGGAUCUCAAGGAGGACACAUCUAUGUUCAUUCUUCUGUGGCCCAGUGGUGGAGAUGCAUUGCCUCAGUAAAGUUGAGGGACUCCGUAUUAAGUAUUGUGCAUAUGAGAGGCCGUGUGUUUGCUGGUCUUGCAGAUGGGAGUGUUGCUGUAUUCCAUCGAGGACCAGAUGGAGAGUGGGAUCUCUCAGGCUUCCAUCUUCUGGAUUUAGGCCGACCGCAUUAUUCGGUUCGAUGUAUGACGGUUGUGGAUAAAUUUGUCUGGUGUGGUUAUAGAAAUUGUAUUCAUGUUGUAGAUACAGAAGCUGUUGCAGUUGUGCAAACAUUUGAUGCCCAUCCUCGUAAAGAAAGUCAAGUGCGCCAGAUGGCAUGGAUUGGAGAUGGGGUAUGGGUAACCAUUCGCCUGGACAGCACUUUACGCCUUUAUCACGCUUAUACUCGCCAACAUCUUCAGGAUGUCGACAUUGAGCCAUAUGUCAGCAAAAUGUUAGGCACAGGCAAACUGGGCUUUUCAUUUGUUCGCAUCACUGCUUUGCUGGUUUCAUGCAAAAGGCUGUGGAUGGGCACCGGCAAUGGUGUCAUCAUCUCUGUUCCUCUAAGUGAAGGUAAGAAGCAGAAUCCUUCGGACCUUUCUGGUCGUGCCCCUGGAGGCGUGGUUCGCGUUUUCUCGGAACCUGUGGAAGGUUUACAGGGUUCUGGUUUUGUUCCUUACUGUUCCAUGGCUCAAGCUCAGCUCUCUUUCCAUGGCCAUAGAGAUGCUGUCAAAUUUUUUGUUGCAGUUCCAGGAUUUUCUACAUCAAAUCAAAUUUCUUCAGAAACAGAUUCAAAGGCAUUGCUGACUGAGAUAAAGCAAGCUGUGUCAAAAGAUAAACCUCAAAUUGAUAAACCAGAUUCAAUGCUCAUUCUUUCAGGAGGGGAAGGAUACAUUGAUUUUAGAAUAGGGGAUGGCGAAGAGGAUGAGAUGCUAGCCUCCCUUUCACCAGACAGUGACGAAAGACAUCCCGUCAUCACAGCCAAAGGAGAUAGGAGUCAUCUGAUUGUUUGGCAAGUCGCGCUCAGUGAAUGAAUUUUUUUUUUUGCAAUAAAAAAUGAUUGUUUUCAUUCUAAAGCUAUGCCUUUAAGACAAAUUAAAUUUUUAGCUGAGUGUCAAUUAAGGAACUUUAUCUUCACAAUUGAGAGUUAAUGUGAUUUGUUUUAUGAGUGUUUAUUUUUAGACUGCUGCCAGUACCAAAAGACAAUGUUGUUGCCAUGAUUUUACAUUUGUUUUAAAUAUAUAUAUGAAAUAUGUAAAACAUUGUUUUUCAAAUCUAGUCAAAAUUAUUUUAAAUGAUUAUAUGAUUUUAAAUUUAUGAAUGCUUAAGCAUUUGUAGCUGUGGUGAAUUUAAAAAAUUCAGAUUGUUUAUUUAUAAACAAAAUUGUUUAAUAUUUUUAUGUAAAUAAAAUCAC
This is a messenger RNA of Uloborus diversus, 4456 nucleotides long. RefSeq names its product C-Jun-amino-terminal kinase-interacting protein 4-like. The coding region runs from base 255 to 4076 and encodes 1273 amino acids. Gene Ontology annotation, molecular function: JUN kinase binding; MAP kinase scaffold activity; signaling receptor complex adaptor activity. Lineage: Eukaryota; Metazoa; Arthropoda; Arachnida; Araneae; Uloboridae. Gene Ontology annotation, biological process: vesicle-mediated transport. The transcript is spliced from 30 exons. Gene Ontology annotation, cellular component: cytoplasm. The record is from RefSeq and is a predicted model, not a curated record.